Patiria miniata (bat star) is the source of this 1628-nucleotide messenger RNA. Its product is annotated as galactosylceramide sulfotransferase-like. The transcript has a single exon. The record is from RefSeq and is a predicted model, not a curated record. Gene Ontology annotation, biological process: glycolipid biosynthetic process. Gene Ontology annotation, cellular component: membrane. The coding region runs from base 12 to 1136 and encodes 374 amino acids. Gene Ontology annotation, molecular function: galactosylceramide sulfotransferase activity. Lineage: Eukaryota; Metazoa; Echinodermata; Asteroidea; Valvatida; Asterinidae.
UUAAUGUCAGGAUGAUACACGAAUGGACCAGGCAGAAGCUGCAACAUGUUGAACCGAAGCAGGGAACGGACGCCAUGUCUGCUCCCAAUCCUUGCCAACCCAACCACCGCUUCGUGUUCAUAAAGAUCCACAAAACUGGUAGCUCCACCAUCGCCACGAUGCUAGAGCGCUACGGCUACCGGCGCGAUCUAACCUUGGCGCUGCCCAGCGGAGCAGCCCACUCUUUCCCCAUGAGCAACAGGCGGUACCGUUUUGACACCCCGCAGCUAGUCUUCCAGUGGAACCUGACGGACCAGAGCGGUGCCUUGGUCUGGCCGGCGCUGGGCGGGUACCAAGUCUUGGUGAAUCACGCUCUGUACAACCGUACCGUGGAUGAAAUUCUUAUCCCAAACGCCGUAUAUUUCACCAUGAUUAGGGAACCCCUCGCCCGAACCGAAUCCUUCUUCAGGUACUUCCUUUUCGACCAGGCGGUACCCCACAAGGCCAACGAAGACCCUCUUGAAGUCUUCAUGAGGGACCCCCAAAGACACACCCAGAAACUGAGGAACAACAAAUGGACCAAGUAUUUCAGGAACGGCCAGUUUUUCUCUCUGGGGUUGGAGCGGGAAGAUUACGAGAAUCUCCGGGUGGUAGAGGCUGCCAUCGACUCGCUGAGUCGCGGCAUGGACCUAGUGAUGCUGAACGAGUACUUCGACGAGUCACUGUUACUCCUGAAAAAGCUCAUGUGUUGGGAUUUCCAAGACAUCGUGUACAUCUCCAAAGCGGUUCGGAGAACCAGCGAAAACCACACCAGCAUCCCGGCGGGGCUGAGAGACAAAAUUCUCCGGUGGAACGCGGCUGACCCGAGGCUCUACCAACACUUCAACCGGACUUUCUGGACCAAAGUCCAAAAGUACGGUCCGGAAUUUGGGCACGAUUUGGACACGUUCCGAGCGAUGAAGGAAUCCGCAACGCAAGCUUGCAUGGCAACGGGGAGCCGCCAUUGGGAUCGGCACAACUCCAGCUACUGGAAAUUGCCGCCAAAUGCCAGCGAGAAAUGCCGAGAUUACACGAGAGAUGACAAAGCUUGGGUCAAGCUUAUAAGAUCGCGCAUGCGCGCAAAAAGCAGCGCUUUCAUCAAAUACAGAAAUGGAUAAUAAACAGAACCUUUUCACAAUCAACUGUUAAUUUCUCUACGGCGUACUUGAUAUAGAAAAAGAACAAUUCUAAAGAAUGAAAAGAAGAGAAUGCUUCAGAUUUCAGGUAUUCAAUAGUCAUUUUUCAAAGCUGGACAGGAAUUUUUGAAAAGGGAAAGCAAGCACAUGCACUUCUAUCAAAAAGUGGCUGCAUUUGUGAAAAGUUUUAGUAUCAGAGAAAAAAAAUGUAUCGUGAUGUACAACUCGAAAUACAUACUUCAUUUCCAAGAACAUUUAUGAAAGAUUUUAAUCCCAAAAAAAACUCAAAGGAGUAACGAAAUGAAAGAAUCUUCUGGCUCGUUCGUGAAAACAUCUUUUUCAGUUAUUUAACUUUCUUUAGAUUAUUUAUUAAUCUUUCUUAGUAUUUUGAAAAGUUUCAAUAUAAAAUCCUAGUUAUCUUCGUAACUGGUAUGGUGUUGGCGAAAGAAAUAAAGUUUUCAUUUGUGUUACUAU